Ilyonectria robusta is the source of this 991-nucleotide messenger RNA. RefSeq lists its product as uncharacterized. The coding region runs from base 247 to 867 and encodes 206 amino acids. NCBI's taxonomy places the organism in Eukaryota, Fungi, Ascomycota, Sordariomycetes, Hypocreales, Nectriaceae. The transcript has a single exon. The record is from RefSeq and is a predicted model, not a curated record.
CAUUAACCUCACAACAAUACCUUGCGCUGCCCCAAAGUUGGUGGACUUUUUUCUUAUUUUGAUCUACAAAGCUCAAGCAAGCGGCUUCCAUGAAGCAACGCGAGCGCUUCCCCAAUCUGACUAGGACAAGUAGAAUCCUGUCAUGCGAAGUUGCGUCAACCACAUUUCCUUGCUUCAGGCCAUUCCUUCAGUUACCGCCUCAAGACCAGCUGUCCGCUUGCGAUCCUCCAGGAUUCCUUCGCCAAAAUGGCAGCUGCGGACAUGGCUAAUAUGCCUCCCCCAUCAUCCCAAUCCCACUUCGAGAACUUUGGCAACUUUGUUCCCGAUAACAACGCGUCCUUCGAUGAUGAAUUCUCGCGCCUCGCAUCCUCCCAGGACUGGGUCGGCGGCACCCAGGAAUACCAGAGACAACGCACGAUUGCACUGCGAUCCGAAUUGAAGCUGCACUACUUCUCGCAGUCACAGGAGCUCGAGGAAGAGCACGAGCUCACUGACGAGGAAAUGCUCCAAGGCUAUCAGGCCCUUUGCCAGGAAGUCGGAAUCGCGGCUAGUGAUUCGAUCCAGGAAUGCAAGAGGGAUCUCAAGGGCACCUUGGUUAACAUCGUUGACCUAAUUGAUGCACGGAGAACAGGCAAGCAGGUCAAGGUAUGGGAAGACUUUGAGGCGUUUCGCAACUACACGCUGAUGGAAGGACACACGAUUAAUGGGAAGGAGGCCGCAAAAGAAGGAGGAAUUUUGCAAUCCUUACUCCAACGUUUGAGGUUCCCACGACGAGACAGGCAGCAUGGCCGCAGGCGGAGGGGUCGUAUGUCAAGAGGAGUCUCGGGCCGGGUAAUGAAGAGGAGCGUACAUGCCCACGGGUCGUAAGAGACUGGCUUGUCGAUUUUGUAAUAAUAGUACGGUCAUGAGCGGAAUUAGAAUGCUCUUUGUAACUUAGGGUCAUAUUGGAAGUAAUAUUUUGCCGUCAUCCGUCAUCCGGCUCUGCAGGUGG